UCUUGUGUUCCUCCAAUCAGAAUCACUUCCUGUCAAGAUCGGAUGGAUUAUCAUAUGUUCAUUCUGAAGAGAAAAAGACAGAUCUGCUCUGAUUCUUAAACUAUAAUACAUAUAUGUAAUGUGAAUAUUUGUGUUAUGACAUUAGAUUUAGACUCGACACACGAGAGGUUUAGUCAAACUACUGAAUGAUUUCCUUAGCGUCGCCGCGCGCACUAUUAUAAACGUUAUAACGAUAUUCGGCGAUUAUUUCUUACUACAGCAUAGCAAUUACAGCAUGAUAAUUUAGUGAACUUGAGGCAGUUCUGUGAAAAAGCGCGUUUAAUAUCAUGGACAGCGCGUUAUCGCCUGUUUCACACUGAGCUAAAGCUAAUGCUAAUGCUCGGGGCUCCUCAAGCGUUCGGGAAUAAAGAGUUAAUCCGCCUUCCGCCGUUUCUCUGAGAGGUGAAGGCUGACCGGUGGAUGUGAGUCCAAACACACCGGCUGACCAUCAGGGUCGCUGAAGCUCGAGCGGGUCGGUGUGUGACGCGAUGAGCCCUCAGAAGAAGAUGAAGAAGAGGAAAGAGCUGAACGCGCUGAUCGGCCUGAGCGACAGCAGCAGGAGGAAGAGCAAACACCGGCUGCUGCGGACCGAGCCGCCCGAGAGCGAGUCCGAGUCCGGGUCUGACGAGCAGGAGUUCAGCGGCGGCCGGACCGGCCUGUUCGGGAAGAGCUCAGUGCAGUGCUGCUCGCUCUGUUACCCGCUGUGUGUCUUCAUCCUGCUGGCCGCGUGCGUCAUGGCCUGCGCCGGACUCAUCUGGAUGCAGAUCGCCCUCAAAGAGGACCUGGACUCCAUGAAGGAGAAGAUCCGCACCAUGGAGAGCAGCCAGAAGCUGUCGUCACAUGAGAUCCUGAAGCUCAGUGAAGAGCUGAAGGCCAAACAGAUGAAGCUGGACGACAUGGAGAGCGGAGAGCGAGGCCUGGCCCGACUCUGGUCCAACCUGACGGAGGUCAAUCAGAAGCUCAGCGCUCUGGAUUCUGCCGUCAAUCAUCUGAAGGCCAACAUCAAAUCCGCGUCAGACCUCAUCGCUCUUCCCAGGAGCGUGGAGGAGCUGCAGAAGAGCGUGGCUUCCAUCGGCAGCACCGUCACCAGCCUCCAGCACGACGUCACCUUGAUACAGACUGUCGUGGAAGAGAGAAGAACAGGAGCAGAUCAGCUGAAGGACAGCACGAACGGAGGGAAACCAGUGAACGACAGCAGCUGGGCAGCACUUAAACAGGACGUGCAGGAUCUUCAGGACGGUGUGAGCGAGGUGAACGGCUCUCUGCUGCUCCAUCAGUCCUGGUGCCGUGAGCAGAUCCAGAGCGUCCACUUCAUGCUGUCCAACCUGAGCCGCUGGGUGUCUGUGCUGGAGCGGAGCGAGUCAGGUGACACGCAGUGGACAGCUCCUGCCGGUCCUCAGCUCCAGACGGCCGCAGACGCAGGUUCCCCCCCGCCCCGCCGCCCCAGGUCUGUGUCCCGCAGACGGUUCAGAAGAGGACCGGCGCCCUCCAGCAGGACCGAGUCUGUGACAGAUGUGGAGCAGCAGCUGCGGGACCGUCCGGCUCCGGGCCUGCAGGAGGUGUUCGGGUCGGACCGGGACCAGACGGACCCGCCGGAGGAGCCGCUGAUCCACCGCAACUGACCUCAGACUCGCUCCGAGUGUUUGGUUUCUGUGAAGUAGCUCGAAAUCCUUCAUGUGACUGACAGGAUUGAUCACCUGACGCUCAGCUCUGUUUCACACACUUUCAUCUCAGAUAAGAGUGAAUCUCAGUCCUGUCAGGAUCAGAUCCAGUGUGUCAGAGAGCAUGAGUGUGUUCUUCACUGUAUUUUACCCUGAAUCUGCCCAAAAUCAAACAUGCUAGUUUUUGUUGUACUGCUGAUUUAAAUAAGUCUUUGUUUUCCAGUAUAAUGCAGUAAAUUAUUACAGUCAUGAGGAUGAAACAAUCGCAGACGCCCAUCAGAAGAUCUGAUGCAUUAAUGAGGCAUUCAGUGUUUUCAGCAUUCACUGUCACAUGUUUAUUUCCUCUGACAAACUCCCUUGACUUCUGCUGAACCUGGACGUGAUUUAGUGAGAUUCACUCUUACGUAUUUACUCAAGUAUCUGUCUCUGUAUGAACUGAGGGCAAAUGAAGAGUGUUUUAAACUGUCAGAUUAGCAAUAAUAUGAUCCAUAUGAUUGCUUUUAGUGGAUGUAAUCACAUAUUUAUGAUAUAAUCCAUGCACUCAGCUACUUGUUUGAUCAGAUGUAGGUUUUAAUUUAAAGUACGUUCAGCACAAUGGUGUGUGUGUGUGUGUGUGUUGUGUGUCUCUUUGAUUCCUCAUGCACUGAGUGUGUGUGAGUGUUGAGUGCGUGGUUUUUCUGCACGAGUGUGUGUUUGUAUAAAUGUGUGUGUGCAGUGUGUUUGUAUGAGUGUGUAUGCGUGUGUCUGCAGACUGAAGGCCUCACAGACGCUGCUUUAGUUUUGUUCUUCUCCAGUCGCUUGAAAAUAAAGUCUCACAGACUCUGCUGUUGCUUUAUAAAAGGUGUAAAUAUUGUAGAAUUGGACAUUUCUAUGUCAGAAACUAAUUUUAAGCAGUAGGAAGAUGAUGAUGAUGAUGGCAUCUGUACAUGGUGAGUUUGCACUGCAUGUUCUCUUUAAUGUAACAUGAAUAAAAGCUGAUUUUAAUGAA
This is a messenger RNA of Ctenopharyngodon idella (grass carp), 2688 nucleotides long. It is a transcript of the gene efcab14, whose product is annotated as EF-hand calcium binding domain 14. NCBI's taxonomy places the organism in Eukaryota, Metazoa, Chordata, Actinopteri, Cypriniformes, Xenocyprididae. The record is from RefSeq and is a predicted model, not a curated record. Bases 528 to 1661 code for a protein of 377 amino acids. The transcript is spliced from 10 exons.